ACAGACGGGGUAGUUGCACCGGAGCAGGAAACGGUCAACUGCUGAGUGACGAGGAGGGGGGUGACUACCUAAAAAGCCACAAACAACGUCGACAUCAGUGAGCUCGGAGGCUUGCAGCACAAUGUAGGUAAUUGUAUCGUAUUCUCAUGACACUACUCAUAAUAACUAUAAACUAGUGGAUGCCGGCGGUGUACAAGCAGACACGGAUCGUGUAGUUACCGGGGCCGAGGAAAAUGAAGGAGAUUAAAGGCUGCGGAAUGCGUUCAUCGAUGGGGUUUCUGUCCCAGAGAAAGAUCACUGGGCACCCCCUCAUGAAGGAAGAAUUUCAGAGACUUCGGUUGGCCGGCUGCACGAGCCUUUUCAAGAAAGACAUGCUUGGGCACUUUGGUUGUGUCAAUGCUAUAGAGUUUUCCAACAAUGGAGGAGAAUAUCUUGUGUCAGGAGGAGACGACCGCAGGGUUCUGCUGUGGCACAUGGAGAAAGCUAUCCAUGGGAGAGCCAAGCCUCUGAAGCUGAAAGGGGAGCACCUGUCCAACAUUUUCUGCCUGGCUUUCGAUAGCACCAACAGGAGGGUCUUCUCCGGUGGCAAUGAUGAGCAGGUGAUUCUUCAUGACGUAGAACGGGGGGAGACUCUGAACGUGUUUCUGCAUGAUGAUGCUGUAUACGGCCUGUCCGUCAGUCCGGUCAACGAUAACGUGUUCGCCAGCUCCUCUGACGAUGGGCGUGUCCUCAUCUGGGACGCACGGGAGCCCCCUCAUGGAGAACCCUUCUGUCUGGCCAGCUACGCCUCAGCGUUCCACAGCGUGAUGUUCAACCCGGCUGAGCCCAGACUGCUGGCCACAGCCAACUCCAAGGAGGGCGUGGGGCUGUGGGACAUCAGGAAGCCACGCAGUUCUCUGCUGCGCUACGGCGGCAGCAUGUCCCUGCAGAGCGCCAUGAGCGUGCGCUUCAACAGCACGGGCACGCAGCUGCUGGCCCUGCGGCGGCGCUUGCCCCCGGUGCUGUACGAGCUGCACUCCCGCCUGCCCAGCUUCCAGUUCGACAACCAGGGCUACUUCAACUCCUGCACCAUGAAGAGCUGCUGCUUCGCGGGGGACAAGGACCAGUACAUCCUGUCUGGAUCUGAUGACUUCAACCUUUACAUGUGGAGAAUCCCUAAGGAUCCUGAAGCUGGUGGCCCAGGGCGCGUGGUAAACGGUGCCUUUAUGGUUCUGAAGGGCCACCGCUCCAUAGUCAACCAGGUCCGGUUCAACCCUCACACUUACAUGGUGUGCUCCUCUGGCGUGGAGAAGGUCAUCAAGCUGUGGAGCCCUUACAAGCAGCCUGAGAGCCUGGGGGACCUGGAGGGUGAAGUCGAGGACAAGUCCCGGAGCCUGUACACCCACGAGGAGUACAUCAGCCUGGUCCUGAACAGCGGCAGCGGCCUCUCCCACGACUAUGUCAGCCAGUCCAUCCAGGAGGACCCGCGCAUGAUGGCGUUCUUCGACUCGCUGGUCCGCCGCGAGAUCGAGGGCUGGAGCUCCGACUCGGACAGCGACCUGAGCGAGGGCGCCAUCCUGCAGCUCCACGCCCGCGGCCGGCGCCCCACGCGGAGGACGGCCGCCGCCGCGCCCGCCCCUCCUCCCGCCGCCGUCGUCUCGGGUCACCACGCCGCCGACUCGGACCCCUCCUCCUCCUCUCCCCUGCCGGCGCCGGAGACGCCGGCGCCGCCCAACGACCUCCCCGAGGCGGAAGGGGCGGGGCCGCCGAGGAGGCGGGGCAGGCGUCCGCACCACCAGUCGGCCUUCCUGCUGGACCUGGUGAACGAGGAUUCGGACUCCAGCGGCUUCUGGCCCGACCCCAUGCCCCGGCCUCGCUCUCCCAGCCCCAGGGACAACUCCACCCUCUCCCAGAGCACCUCGUCCCCAGCCGGCGCCUCCUCGUCCUCCUCCACCUCCUCCAGCAGCAGCGAGGACGAGGAGCGCCGCAGGGCCACCACCAGGCAGCACAACGCGGCCCGGCGCCGCCGCAUGCACUUCCCCUCCCGCUCGGCGGAGAGGCCCGCGUCCGUGCAGGCGCUGUACGCGGGGGCCGACUCCUGCAGCUACCCCAAGAUUUCCCUGGGGGACGCCUCCUCGUCCUCCUCGGAGGAGACGCAGUCUCGCUGCAAGGAGCGGGAGGCGAGGGGGGACCUUGUGGAGGCGUCGGACAGCGCAGAGGAGAGUGGCGUGGGCCAGAGUGGCAGCUCCUUGGUCCUGGACGGGAGCUUGGCCUCUCCCGGUCACCUGAGCCCUGGGGUGAAUGGGCAGCGCCGGACUGGGGGCCCCCACGGGGCCCAACCGGGCCCGAACAACCCCACACGCUCCUCCGAGUCUGAGGGAGAGGCGGUCUCGAAGCCCACGGACACUAGGACCUUGGUGGAGGAACAGGCCUCCCUCAGAGGUCAGGGGGGGGUCAAACGGACUCAUAGGGGGUCAGGGGAGGGGGGGUCGGGGGCACAGCCUUCAGAGAAGAAGUUCAAGACAUGAUGGCGCCCAGCGUUUUUUGUGAGUGUCGAUGGACAGGCGAAGGGUUGGGUUUUACAGACUUACCUGAGGGGGUGUGUAGGAUGGUGUUUUCACAGCUCAGAAUCUGGUUUGAUAUUAUCCUAAAGAACUGCUGAAGGAUGCUGCAGGGAUGCAGAGGGAAGCUGCCAUUCAGAAGAGUUGAGACAUGGAGGUCUUGAGGUUUCAUAUUCCCACAGGAACCGAGGAUUGUGUUUAUGAACAUUUCUUUUUGCAUACUUUGGAUGUUGUCAUCUUUCUUAAGGUUGAACCGCUGAUGACGCUAAACAUAAACAAACUCAAAUCCAAGCUAAAGAAUAACAUUGAAAAUAAUGCUAUUGUAAGUGAAUUUGCAAAUCAUUAAGUUUUGUGCAUAAAUCUUUUGAUUGUAUGCUUUAAAAAUAAACGCAUAGAUGUUUUUAUCCUUUUUUCGGUAAGGAAAUACGUUCAGAGACAAGACUUCUGUUUCAAGGUUUGAUAGAAAUAUAAAAUUCAGUUUGUUGCUGAGAGUGAACUGGAGAAUCCUUCCUUUUCAAGAGCGAUUCUUUGACUGCUUCAGGGUGCUCGAGUGAGGACUGUCUCCAUGGCGAUCUUGGUGUGCACCAUCUGCUUUUAAUUUAGCAUUAUAAUUAUGUGUUCAGUGUCCCUACUUACCAAUAGGUUUAUUUUCCUCCCUCUUUAUCCAACAAAUGGAUAUCACCAGUCAGCCAUGUUUUUGCUUCUUGCAAUAAAGGAUAACCUGUUUUCAAGUGAUAACAUGAAUUGUUACUAUGAUGCUAUGAUCUGAUUGAUGCUAGGAUCAGGAUGGUUAGCAUUCAGAAUUUGUACUCAAACAACCCUGCAUAUGUUGGGGACAGUCCUUUCAUUUCAACAUUUAUAUGAUGGUGUCAACAAACUUUCUUUUUUUUAUCAAACAAUGAAAUAAACCAUUUUCAUCUUAA
Molecule: messenger RNA, 3463 nt
Organism: Hypomesus transpacificus
Lineage: Eukaryota; Metazoa; Chordata; Actinopteri; Osmeriformes; Osmeridae
Gene: dcaf5
Product: ddb1 and cul4 associated factor 5
Exons: 9
Coding region: 234-2507 (757 amino acids)
Biological process (GO): negative regulation of fatty acid biosynthetic process
Cellular component (GO): cytoplasm; Cul4-RING E3 ubiquitin ligase complex
Molecular function (GO): protein binding
Source: RefSeq, a predicted model, not a curated record